CAUGCGCACCGCAGGGAAGGCGCCGCCCGGAACCCUCCGCAGCAGUCCGGUGCCAGGACGGUGGGGCGCAGGCUAGCUGCACCACUUCCGGACUUCAGGUAGAAGUUUGCCCGCAGCUGGCUCCUGCGAGGAGGGCUCGGGGCUGCAGGUGAGUUGUAAACCUUGCAGUCGAGUACUCCUUGCUCUGAAUUUUACAGUAAAGGUGCAGAAAUAAGCAGAGAACCAACCAUACAGCGAACCUUGCCUUGCCAAUGGACCUUGUUGGUUUUGGUUAUGCGGCCCUUGUGACGUUCGGAAGUAUUUGGGGAUAUAAGCGGAGAGGUGGUGUUCCAUCUUUGAUUGCUGGUCUUUCUGUUGGACUUUUGGCUGGCUAUGGAGCUUACCGCGUCUCCAAUGACAGGAGAGAUGUUAAAGUAUCUCUGUUUACAGCUUUCUUUCUGGCCACCAUAAUGGGUGUGAGGUUUAAGAGAUCCAAGAAAAUAAUGCCAGCUGGGCUAGUUGCAGGCUUAAGAAUUUUCCACUGUGGCUAUGUUUGUGCUUGUGAUUCGGGGAAGAAAAAUGUGAUUACAGAGACUGCUUUCCAGUUUUAGGCCUGUCUGAAAAUGAUCAUUAUGGUGGAAAUAAUCAGAAGUAGGGUUUGUGGAUCAAAAAGACAAGACCUCAAAGAUAUCAAAUGCCUUUUAAAUUGCUAUCUUCUGAAAAGCACCACUAUGUGUUUUAGAUUAAUUUCCCUAUUUUAGGAAAAUGAGGGAAAUUAAUCAGUAGUUUCAGUUCUGAUGGUAUAAGGAAAACAAAUGAAACAUGUUUAUUAAAGAGAAAAAAAAAGUCAAGUCCCCAGUCAGUGAAGAGUAGCUGAGGUGGGAAUAACAACCCCUCAAAAUUGUUCCAGGAUUAUUUUUGCAACUUGCUUUACUUUGCAACCUUUUAAAAGUUUUGUAUUUCUUUUGAAAGCUUUCUUUCAUAAAGCUUCCUCCGAGAUCUUAAGAACAGCGAGUAGAACAGCGAGUUCUGAUUGUUCUCAUUCAUUGAGUGAACAUUUUUAAGUGGCUGUUCAGUCAUAUCUGGGAAGUAUGAGUACAGGGAUAAUGGGACCCCCCUGCUCCUGAAGCGGAAUCAGGGAGCGAGAAGCCUGGGAGCCAGAGCUGGGUUGCCCCUGGUGAGGAGACGCAGCCCUUUCCGUCUGCCCCCGACCCUCUCCUCACCCCCCCUACGAGCCCCCCUCCUUUUGCCUUUUU
This is a messenger RNA of Artibeus jamaicensis (Jamaican fruit-eating bat), 1235 nucleotides long. It is a transcript of the gene TMEM14A, whose product is annotated as transmembrane protein 14A. The record is from RefSeq and is a predicted model, not a curated record. The transcript has 5 exons. Lineage: Eukaryota; Metazoa; Chordata; Mammalia; Chiroptera; Phyllostomidae. The coding region runs from base 252 to 590 and encodes 112 amino acids. Gene Ontology annotation, biological process: regulation of heme biosynthetic process. Gene Ontology annotation, cellular component: mitochondrial membrane.